Lycium barbarum (goji berry) is the source of this 2487-nucleotide messenger RNA. RefSeq names its product subtilisin-like protease SBT3.14. The record is from RefSeq and is a predicted model, not a curated record. NCBI's taxonomy places the organism in Eukaryota, Viridiplantae, Streptophyta, Magnoliopsida, Solanales, Solanaceae. Gene Ontology annotation, biological process: proteolysis. The coding region runs from base 1337 to 2170 and encodes 277 amino acids. The transcript is spliced from 11 exons. Gene Ontology annotation, molecular function: serine-type endopeptidase activity.
UUGUUUUAGACUAGAUGUUGGGUUAUCUUCUCCCUUUCACAAUAUCUCAUAGAAAGGAGAGAACUUCAAAAAUGAAUAAUCCUACUUCUUCUCUUGUUUUUUUUAUUUUUCUUGUUAAUCUUUACUUGUCUAUGUGAAAUAACCGCAAAAGGGGAUGAAGCUGAUACUAAGAUUAAAACUUCUACUUGGGACACAAGCCACACGAUGACCAUGAACUUAUCACCUAUUCACACCAUGACAUUUUAGGUCAAGUGGUUGGGAGAACUUAUUUUCGUCAUGCAGUCGGGAAGAAGCUAAAAAACGGAUGGUGUAUAGCUAUAGAUAUGGCUUCUCUGGGUUUGCUGCUACGCUCACCGAUUCUCAAGCCAAACAAAUUGGAGAAUUGCCUGGUGUGGUUCGAGUUAUACAAAACCAUCGUUACAAGACUCAUACGUCAAGGAGUUGGGAUUUUUUGGGUCUCUCUAAAAAUGAUCCCAACAAUCUUCUCAACAAAACAAAUCAGGGUGAUGGAGUCAUAAUUGGCAUUUUAGAUACAGGUAUAUAUGGAGACUCAGAAGCUUUUAACGAUAAAGGGCUAAGGUCCAAUUCCAUCUCGAUGGAAAGGUAAUUGCAAAUCUGAAAAAAAACUUCGUUGCCACAAAACAUUGUAACAGAAAAAUCAUUGGAGCUCGUUGGUACAUAAAAGGGUUUAUGAAAGACAGGAAUCUAAAUCCGACAGUGGUCGAAAAAUCUAUUAAUUUAUCACCAUUAGAUGAGGAAGGACAUGGUACACAUGUUGCCUCUACAGCCGCUGGUUCUUACGUUAACAAUCUUCAAUUCUAUGGUCUUAAUAUGGGGACAGUACGAGGUGGAGCACCACUUGCACGGUUAGCUAUGUAUAAGGUAUGUUGGAAAUAUAAUUGAACUGCGCAUUGUAGUGAUGCUGAUCUUCUUGCCUGUAUUGAUGAUGCUAUAAACGAUGGGGUUGACGUAUUGUCAGCAUCUAUUUGUAGAGAUGGUGUUAAAUCUGCUGAAGUUAAUCUCGAAAAUCUUAUGGGGAUAGGAUCUUUCCAUGCUGUAUCCCAUGGUAUACCUUUUGUUGCUGGUGGAGGAAAUAACGGGCCUGAAUCAAGCACUAUCAGCAAUACUUCUCCAUGGUUGAUAAAUGUUGCUGCUAGCAAUGACGAUAGAGAAAUUGUUACUCCUUUAACACUUGGUAACAACGAGACAAUACUAGCCUCUCUAAGGAUUUUUUAAAGGAAAGGAGCAAGCCUUUGCUCCUUUGGUCAUUUUUCCAGCUAUAAAAAAUAAUGUAGAAGUUGAAUCCAUUGCCAAUGAAGUGAAAGGGAAAGUUCUAAUGCUUUUCUUUCAAAACAAAGAGGAAAUGGUUCCUUCUUUGUCAGCUCUAAAUAAUACUGGGGUUUUGGCUCUUAUUGUUUCUACUUCCCCCCAUCUUGAUGAAAUCAAUGACUAUUAUCAAACUUAUGGUGUCCCAAUACCAUUUUAUUUAGUUGAUGUGGAGGCAGGAAAUCAAAUAUUUAAUUAUUUUCAACAAUGUAAAUAUAAUAAUCAAGAUCCUAUGAUUAAAUUGGGUCAAUCUCAAGUUCUUGAGGGCAAUGUGGUAUCUCGUAAGGUGCCUAAGUUCUCAGCAAGAGGCCUAAAUUCCUUUGCCCCAAAAAUUCUGAAGCCGGAUGUUGCUGCUCCUGGCGUAAGUAUACUUGCAGCAGUUCCUCCUCAUGAAGGAGACAAUGGUUUCAACACGUAUUCAGGAACAUCCAUGGCAACUCCUCAUGUAUCAGGAAUUGUUGCACUCCUUAAAGCUGCACAUCCUAAUUGGUCUCCUGCAGCUAUGAAAUCCGCACUUGUAACUACAGCAUGGAACGAAGACACACAUAGAUCUGAAAUCUAUUCGGAAGGGGCAGGAGACAAACUUGCUGGUCCAUUUGACUUUGGAGGCGGCAUUUGUAAUCCAAAUGGAGCAACGGAUCCUGGUUUAGUCUAUGAUAUGGAUAAAAAUGAUUAUUUGAAUUAUCUUUGCAGUUUGGGUUAUACUAAUGAUAAGGUUCACAAUGCAACUACAUUACUUUCCGAUACGAAAAAUUCUACUGCAGCAGGUAUUACAUGUCCUAAUGAAGUACCUUCUAGGCUGGAUUUGAAUCUCCCUUCAAUAUCUGUUCCAAAUCUUAAUUAAGAAUUCAGUUAUUGUCAGAAGAACUGUUACUAAUGUUGAAAAUGUCAACUCUGUAUAUAAGCUAUUGGUUAAACCUCCUAGAAAUACUGCAAUCAAAGUGAGUCCAUAUGUCUUGAAGUUCAAUUCCAAGACAAAGAAGAUCUCCUUUGAGGUCAAAAUCACAUCUACUCACCAAGGAGGGAGAAAAUUUAACUUUGGUAGUUUGUCGUGGAUUGACGGCAAGCAUUUUGUUAGAAUUCCUAUUGCUGUGAGAAAAUACUAGAGGUAUUGAGAAAAAGGUACCAAAUUUAGCUUCAGUAGUGUGGCAGGGAGUGAUG